This is a messenger RNA of Rhizoctonia solani, 1425 nucleotides long. Its product is annotated as tRNA-splicing endonuclease subunit sen54. The coding region runs from base 1 to 1425 and encodes 474 amino acids. The record is from RefSeq and is a predicted model, not a curated record. The transcript is spliced from 6 exons. Gene Ontology annotation, biological process: tRNA-type intron splice site recognition and cleavage. NCBI's taxonomy places the organism in Eukaryota, Fungi, Basidiomycota, Agaricomycetes, Cantharellales, Ceratobasidiaceae. Gene Ontology annotation, cellular component: tRNA-intron endonuclease complex.
AUGGACGACCAACUCGAACUUCCAACUAGCAUCGUUCCAAAAGACCAGCAAGACGACGAUGGCGAGUCUUCGGGGGACGAAGGUAUGCCUGACUGGACAAAUAUCCCUGGUGUGCGCGGUCUCUCCCGAGCGGUGAUCCCCAAGCGAGGAGAAAAGGAAUUCGAGCCAGCUGCAGGAGGGACAACUGCGCUACAGUCGCACGUUCUCAACAAAUCCCGAAAUGCCAUGCUUAGCGCAUUAAAGGGAUCUCGAGGGGCUGGCAGCAAGACAAUGUCAUAUGCUGUAUGGUAUCCGAAACUUGGGAGAGCACAUGUCACAGUGGCACGAGGUACCCACUUUUCGACGCUAGGCCAUUCAGCUCUUCGAGAGCCAGCACCCGGAUCUGGUUCGACAAAGGCCCAAAAACGUUUAGAACUCAUGCCGGAGGAAACUCUAUACCUCAUGGAGAGAGGCUCAUUAUUCUGUUGGAAGGAGAGCGAGAUUUCGCCGUCUAUGCAAGAUGAGCCUAGCUUGGAAUUUGAUGAUUGCGAUUUAUCUAUCGGUGCCCCAAUGAGCGUACAACAGGGUUUCACCGAAAUGAUUGGUGUCGAUGGAUUGGAAGUACAACAUUAUCUCGUGUAUGCUUAUCUAAAGCGGCUAGGUUACACUGUUAGCCGCUCUUCUGCACCCAUCAAUACACCACUCUACCCACUAGCACCACCCAACAACACCGACACUAUCAAGCUCUCGCAUAAAUUGCGAGCAUACAUAAUCUCUAUGUUUCAAGGCCUGCUGUCGCCUCUUGCACGGAUUCGGUCAAAAUUAGGUUCAAUCUUCUUCGAUUACCAUGGCGCAUCGAUAGGAGGAAUGAUCGGUCUGAUGCCUUAUUCGUAUGCCAGCGGCUCAAUAUUCCAAUCGCUACGGACAAUGGUAUCUGGCCAUGGCAUUCCCCUCCCCCGGAAAAAGCAUAGGGCAUUCUCCGAAAAUGAUACCGCCUUCAAGGUUUUUUGGAAUGUUUGGAAACCAAGCACUUCAUGGCGGAAACUUGAUGUUCCAAAGCCGGAUUUUGAGAUUGCUGUCGUCGAUGCCCGGAAAACUCCUGUGCCUGAUAUCUACCAACUGACUGAAAUGUUCGCGUCUGCUGAGCCACGGCCACCGCCCCCGCCUCGCAAGCGUGGUCCUCCGAAUGUCAAAGCCGCACCCCAGUCAUCUCAACAAAAAACUCCACCACGACCCAAGAAAGCAAAUGAAGCAGUUCUUUCCAAUCUAUGGGACCGAAUAUGCCAAACCAUCGGACUCACUUCUUCUGGCCCAAUACAAAGGCCGAACCCAUUUGUGCACUUGAAGGCCGGUCGGAAAAGUGUUAUUGUGGCUGCGGUCGACGGAAGCAUGAUCAGCCUUGUGCGAUUUGGAGAAGGGGACUUCUCCUCUUGGCCCAUGGUGUAG